UCUCUCUGCUGGAAGUUUACCUUACCCACUGUAGACUCGGCUGUACUUUCUCUUUUAAAUGCCGUAGAUAAAUGAUAGAUGAACACAUUUGUGCUCUAUUUCAGCUUCUUGUUUCGGCCUGGAGAUAUACACAGGCUGCAGAGUGCACGUUUCUCGCGCUCUUUAAAUUAUCUAUAAAGUGUAUCUGACAAGACAGACCGCUCUAUAUACAAGUGUGUGAGCUGAAGACCGGGCUAGUUAUCAGUUUUCGUUGUGCUUUUGAGGAAUACCCCACAUGCAAAGUCUCCAUGUAUGACCACAUCGCUGAACAUCAGCCCUGGUGUUAACUACAUGCAGUAUCUCGGUCAUGUGUGAACUUGAACGUGAGGGCAGGAAAUAAAGCGCGCACCUCAGUCUGGUGGCACAUCGUGCGUAACAGGGAAGUGAAAUGAGCUUAACCCGCUUUCUAGGCUGUUAAAAGUUGUCCUCGCCCUGUGUGAACUACUCCGCGCUCUAAACUCACUUCUCCUCGGUCGAAACGACGGUAAAUCUCCGGCUUUUCUGGGACAACAUCAGCGUUAAAGUGAGAGAUGGAAGGAGGAAUAUGUUGAGUAGGAUACUCGGACAGGCGGAGUACUUAUGAGACAGAAGAGGAGGAAGAGGCGUCGGACCAGAGCAUUUUUCAAUGUUAUGAAAUCUCCUCUCAACUGAAGCCCUGCUUGAUCAUGGCCCAGUGGCUACACAUGUCCCAGCUGAUCCAGUGCCUGUCUGAUGAGACUGUCAACAACCUUUAUCCCCCGUCCGCCUUCCCCAUCGAAGUCAGACAUUUUUUAGCUGAAUGGAUUGAGUCCCAACGAUGGGACGACUUUGUGCUGGAAAAGGUGGAGCAGGAGAGCCAGUCUCGAGCUCUGUUGGACCAGAUCAUCAACAUGCUGCAGUCUAUUGCUCAGCAGAAUGCCAACGUGGUGGACAGGAUGAAGCUGAUGCAGAUCAGCAGGAACAUGACUAUGUUUCAACAGCAGCCUCUACAGUUUGGAGUGAUGGUCAGGGACAUCCUCAGGAAGGAAAGGGUUCUUCUUGGCACGCCCACUCAGAUCCCCAACCCUCCACAGUACCAACAGUACCCGAGUACAGAGUCCUCGUUCCCCAACAUGCAGGAUGUAGACCACCUGGUUCUGAAAGUGCUGGAGGUCCAGGACAUACGACAAAAGAUGCACCAGCUGCAGGAAGAGCUCAACUGGGAGAGACAGAACUAUGAGGGUUUACAAGGGCCAAUCCAGCCGAACGGACUGGAUCCCGCAAAGUCAGAAAUCCAGAAACUCCAGAGCCACAUCCAGCAGCUGGAGUACAAUGUUAAAGCCAUGGCCACGAAGCGUUUCCAGCUGCUGCAGGAGUGUGUGGACUGUUUGGACCAGUGUCAGACUCGACUGGUCACCAGGCUGAAGGCGUGGAGGUGGGAGCAGCACAAGGCCACCAUCGGGCAUCCCUUUGACGAAAACCUCAACCCCCUGCAGACCUGGUGUGAGCAGCUGCUUGGGGUGAACGGGAAGCUGAGACAGGAAUUGAUGCUAAUAGUGGAAACAAUUCCAGAGCUCCAGGAAAGGCUGGGGCAACUUCUGCAGGUUCUGAUUCAAAGCUCUCUUGUGGUGGACAAGCAGCCACCUCAGGUCAUUAAAACUCAGUCAAAGUUCUCCACCACCGUGCGAUAUCUGCUGGGGGAGAAAGUAGCUCCCGGGAAGCCUGUGGUGCUGAAGGCACAAAUCAUUAAUGAAUUGCAGGCCAGGAACCUGGCCAGUGUACCCGGUGAUAAUGUCGGGGAACUGAUCAACAACACCGCCAUCCUAGAACACAACACGGCCAGCAAGAGCACGUGUGCCACCUUUAGGAAUAUGUCCAUCAAGAAGAUCAAGCGAGCCGACAGAAAGGGAUCAGAGUCUGUGACAGAAGAGAAAUUUGCUCUCCUGUUCUCCACAGAGAUCACCAUCACAGGCUGUGACACUCCGUACAGGAUACAGACGAUCUCACUGCCCGUGGUCGUCAUUGUCCACGGAAGUCAAGACAACAACGCUCUGGCCACCAUCAUAUGGGACUGUGCUUUUUCUGAACCAGACAGAGUGCCGUUCGUGGUGCCCGAGCGCGUGCCCUGGAGGAUGAUGUACAGCACUCUCAACAGUAAAUUCACCUCCGAGGUUCAGACGCAGCACAAUCUGGACCACUACAACCAGCACUUCUUGGCCCAGAAGAUAUUUGACAAGCCUGACUUUGCCGAUGACUUCAGCAACAUGAUGGUUUCCUGGGCCCAGUUUAAUAAGGAGGUUCUCCCGGGUCGACCGUUCACAUUCUGGCAGUGGUUCGAGGGAGUGAUGGAUCUGACCAAGAGGCACCUGAAAACCUACUGGAGCGAAGGGCUGAUAUUUGGUUUCAUUGGGAAGCAACAUCUACACCUGAUUCUCAAAGACAGGCCCAACGGGACAUUCUUGCUUCGCUUCAGUGACUCUGAGAUUGGAGGCAUCACCAUCGCUUAUGUGUCUGCUUCUGAGAAUGGGGGCCUGAAAAUCCAGAAUAUCCAGCCCUUCACCAAGAGGGAUCUUGAGAUCCGUAGCCUUGGUGACCGCAUCCGUGACAUCAAUCACAUAACACACCUGUAUCCUGAAUUUCCUAAACAUGAAGUUUUCAAAAAAUUCUACUCAGAGCCUCAACCAUCACCUGCCGGAGGUUACAUCCCUGUGUCACUGCGCACUAAAGUGGGCAUGGAAGCUGGAUCAGCCACACCCCCACCUCCCAUUAUGGCCCCUAUGGCUGAAAACCCUCACAGUUCUGUUACCUUCCCUGUGCGUCAGUUCCAGCAGCCCUUCAGCCCACAAGAGUCCAUCCCUCAAGACAUCAUGGAAACUGCAACUAACUCUGAUGAGUUCAGCUCACCCUCUCCUGUUGUCUUCACUGAACUUCCCGCAGGUAACAAUAUGGACCUAGAUUUGGACAGUAUUCUCCAGACUCUGAAUAAUUAGGAAGACUUUCCAUCAAAGCUGUGUCUGGAGUACAAAGCAGGCGUCGAACAGAGACCAGAGUCAAACUCAUCUGUCUUACCAUCAUGUGAGAGACAGUGCCAUUGUUUGUGCAGACAUUCUUCCUUCGCUUUCAUCAUCCCCAUCCAUCUACAGCUUCUGUUGCUUUUGAUUAAAAACUUUGUGGAGACAAAAUUUGAUCUUUCUGGGACUCAGUGUGUUGAGCUGGUGAAAGGAGGAAAUUCUUUUAAGGGCAAAGUAAGACUGUGAACAAACCAGACCGAAAAGUGCUAUCAUCGCUGUCCGCUGAGGAUUUCUUUGUUUGGAUUGCUUUCAUUCGGGAACACAAGUGGAUUACUGUACAGGUUACAGUGCUUUUCCAACCACAGCCAAACAUGUGGAACAUCUGCCAGCGUGCCGCUCAUGGAAAGGUAAAGGUAACGGGACAUCGCCGCUCAGUGGACAGUGAGCUAAUGGAGAUUCUUUUUUUAGGCUGUGAAGCAUAUCGCAUGUUAUACUUUGUGCUUGUUACAUAUUUUUUUAGUCAUGAUGAGGCAAGCGACAUACACUCAGCCUCACAGUAUUGAACAGUAUGCAUGGUUAAUGUCAGUCAGUGUUUGUGGCCCUAACCUGUUCUGUGCUAUAGUGAGGAUUAGGAACAUGAAAGGAACAAAAAGCUUUUACAUCACUGUUGAGUGGGAAACUAUUCCACAUUGAUUGACAUUUACAAAGGAAGUGGUGAUUAUAAUGGUGGUGGGAAAUGCUCAUAUUAUAUAUUACAUUAGAUGUAUGUAUGUAUCCCAGUAAUGGAGUGCAAAUGUUACAUAUUACAUGCUUCAGAUAUUUUAUUUCUCAUUUUCGAUGCCCUAAUGCACAAACAAUAAUUUUUUUGUGAUGGAAUCUGUCUUCAGUCUUCAGUGAUAAAACUGGUAAUGACCAAAAGAUUA
This is a messenger RNA of Seriola aureovittata, 3931 nucleotides long. It is a transcript of the gene stat6, whose product is annotated as signal transducer and activator of transcription 6, interleukin-4 induced. Bases 705 to 2987 code for a protein of 760 amino acids. Lineage: Eukaryota; Metazoa; Chordata; Actinopteri; Carangiformes; Carangidae. Gene Ontology annotation, molecular function: DNA-binding transcription factor activity, RNA polymerase II-specific; RNA polymerase II cis-regulatory region sequence-specific DNA binding. Gene Ontology annotation, biological process: growth hormone receptor signaling pathway via JAK-STAT; cytokine-mediated signaling pathway; response to peptide hormone. The transcript is spliced from 20 exons. The record is from RefSeq and is a predicted model, not a curated record.